UAUUGCCAUUGAAUUUGUAUUUCAGUAGAAGAAGAAAAAUCCACGUCAAUAUUUUCGGCAUGUAAUGUCAAGCUAGUUCUAUCGAAAUGAUGUAUAGAUGUCUACUAUUGCCUCCCAGGUAUGAACAGGAAACGAGCUCUAGUUUCCGAUUUUUUCAAGGUGAAGAAAAGCCGAACCGCCACCGAGAAGUUUGGUCUCGAGUGUGAGGAACAAGGUCCGACUGAUGUCCGAGCUAGCCUGGAGUACCUCAUGACGCUGUCCCCCAGAAAGCUUUUCAAUGACGCUUUGCCUCAAAUUGUACUCAAGCACCAACUAUACAGCAUUCACCAUGACAAGACUCAGGUGGACAAAGAAGUGAAUAAACUGCGCGAGGAUGGGGAGCUGCUCAUGUUCCAGCUUGGCUUUGACGCCGAGGCGUACGGCCUGGUCUUCACGUCCGACUACAAGGCCAAAGUGUCCGCCGCAGAGGAGGGCAGAGAGACUCGAGGGACCGUGGACAAGUUCUUGGAGAGAGUGUUGUCUCCUUGCACGCAUUUGAGCUUCAACAAAGACCAAAUGAUCAGGGAGUUCCUCUUCACAGAUGCUGAAAUCACGCAACUGGUGAAGGCCGGGGUCUUGACUGUGAGGGAUGCUGGCAGCUGGUGGCUUUCCAUUCCCAACUCUGGCAGAUUCACCAAACACUUCAUCCAAGGUCGCAAAGGCGUGCUGGGCAUGGUGAAGAAGUCCAGGUACGGAGAAGCCUUGCAGGCCGAGCUUGAGGGGAGGCGGACCACCUCGCAAGUUAAAUUCCACAUCAAGUACCACAUCCACGAUCUUGUUGGCGCCGAGCUGGUGGACAGCAUACGGACAACUUCGGGAACUUUGUUACGAUUUGUUGACAAAGCGAAAUAAGCUGCUCAUCUUGUAACGUGUCCGCAAAACCUUCGAAAGGGUCCAUCUAUUAUAUACUUUGUUCUUGUCAGGAUUUGGAUUUAAGUAAUAAAAGUCACCUGCAUUAUUUGUUUGAAUUGCGUUGGGCAUAUCAGUUAGCUAGCUGCCAGGCCUAAAGUCAGUCGACUCUGAUGUGACUUAAUGAAGAAGGGAGACAAGAAAGUAUGUAUCACCGAGUCAAAAGUGUAUUUUUAACGAUGGAUGACAACCCUGUUCAAUUCUAUUGGACUUUAUUGGCUUUUUCAAAGACACAAGAAAGUGACAACCGCUUUGUAUCUAUAAAAACGAAAGCAGUCACAAAGACGUUGGCUUGACUUAAAGCACAGCUUGAUAUCUGAACACAAAAAACAACAGAUGAGCGAUGGUUCCUUUAACCCCUUGUACUUGGAAAGAAGCAAAAAAAUAUAUAGUGAUACUAAUGUUAACAUUUUUCAGUAUACAUCGCACUUGCAUGCCAUCGGCGUUGAGACACAAAGUAGAGAGGUUAACGUCGGGUUAGUUGUUAGAGGUGGCGAACGAAAAAGCAUAUUCCUAGUGUUAGUCCAAAAAUACAGUGAGUGGAGUGUAAGAUACACAAAAAAAAAA
Messenger RNA from Syngnathus acus (greater pipefish), 1515 nucleotides. Its product is annotated as serine/threonine-protein kinase 19-like. Gene Ontology annotation, biological process: protein phosphorylation; positive regulation of Ras protein signal transduction. Lineage: Eukaryota; Metazoa; Chordata; Actinopteri; Syngnathiformes; Syngnathidae. The record is from RefSeq and is a predicted model, not a curated record. Gene Ontology annotation, molecular function: protein serine/threonine kinase activity. Bases 121 to 891 code for a protein of 256 amino acids. The transcript has 7 exons.